GGCGGCGGCUCGGCGGCGGCUCGGCGGGAGCGAGGGCGGGAGCGGCCGAGACCAUGGCUGGAGGGAAAGCCGGAAAGGACAGCGGGAAGGCCAAGGCUAAGGCAGUGUCUCGCUCGCAGAGAGCUGGGCUCCAGUUUCCCGUGGGCCGCAUCCACAGACACUUGAAGACCCGCACCACGAGCCAUGGGAGGGUCGGCGCCACAGCCGCGGUGUACAGCGCCGCGAUCCUGGAGUACCUCACGGCCGAGGUGCUGGAGCUGGCGGGUAACGCCUCCAAGGACCUCAAGGUAAAGCGGAUCACCCCGCGCCACCUGCAGCUCGCAAUCCGCGGCGAUGAAGAGUUGGACUCCCUCAUCAAGGCAACCAUCGCCGGGGGUGGUGUGAUCCCGCACAUCCACAAGUCUCUGAUCGGAAAGAAGGGACAGCAGAAAACCGCGUAGAGCAUUGUUUUAACCAGCCCCUUCCUCCCGUCAUUGUACUGUAAUCGGGACAGAAGAAAUAAUGGGGACAUGGGGGGUUUUUAAAAAGAGGCAGAUGGAAAAGCUUAGACAAUUACUGUAGACACGAUAAGAGACAUUUGUACGUUCUUAGGCUCAAAGUUUGAUAAAGUACCUUUCCACGCGGCAGCGCUUGUGUGGUGAUUGGCUAGGUUUCUCCCGUUGUGUUUUAUACAAAAACGGAAUUGAUAAACCAUUUUUUACAAAAAGAA
This is a messenger RNA of Neofelis nebulosa (Clouded leopard), 709 nucleotides long. RefSeq names its product histone H2A.V. The coding region runs from base 54 to 440 and encodes 128 amino acids. NCBI's taxonomy places the organism in Eukaryota, Metazoa, Chordata, Mammalia, Carnivora, Felidae. Gene Ontology annotation, cellular component: nucleosome. The transcript is spliced from 5 exons. The record is from RefSeq and is a predicted model, not a curated record. Gene Ontology annotation, molecular function: protein heterodimerization activity; DNA binding; structural constituent of chromatin.